Messenger RNA from Paraglomus occultum, 760 nucleotides. The record is from the annotation of a GenBank genome assembly. Lineage: Eukaryota; Fungi; Glomeromycota; Glomeromycetes; Paraglomerales; Paraglomeraceae.
GACUCUAUGCUCUGCGUCCAGAUCUAAAAAUUACUGGUCGCACUCUGAUCGGUGCAGUUCCUCCGAAACACCAGCAGAUGGAAGAUCACUAUUUUGGUAGAAUGCCUUCUCGCGCCAUGGCAGCCAUAAGCGAAGCCGAGUUAGAAUUACUUAAACUGGGAGUGCCCGUAAAAACUAGACACAAUGAAGUCGCACCAGCACAGUUCGAAAUGGCGCCCAUCUUUGAAGAUGCUGCUUUGGCGGUUGAUCACAAUCUGUUGACUAUGGAAGUCUUGAGUAAGAUAGCACAUAAGCAUAAGCUGAAAGUGUUAUUCCACGAAAAACCGUUCAAGGGAGUUAAUGGAAGCGGGAAGCAUUGCAAUUGGUCAAUGUCAACUAACUUGGGAGAGAACUUGCUCGAACCAACUGCUGCACCAGAAUCAAAUACAAAAUUCCUCCUCUUUCUGGUUGCUGUGCUAAACGCUGUCUAUACCCAUGGAGGUCUACUCAGAGCCGGAAUAGCAUCAGCUUCAAAUGACCAUCGACUGGGUGCAAAUGAAGCGCCACCCGGCAUCAUCUCUGUAUUUCUUGGUACUCAUCUGACAGACGUGCUUGAUGCUAUAGUAGAGGACAGACCGAUCGCUCGCUCAUCAAUUCCUCAUGUCGAGCAUAUCAAAGUAGGAAGUACUACGCUUGAUGUCAAGAUAUCUACUAUGCCAGAGAUAUCGCGCGAUUUGACUGAUAGAAAUAGAACAUCGCCGUUUGCAUUUACCGGAAACAA